Tetrahymena thermophila SB210 is the source of this 2460-nucleotide messenger RNA. Its product is annotated as transmembrane protein, putative. The record is from RefSeq and is a predicted model, not a curated record. Lineage: Eukaryota; Ciliophora; Oligohymenophorea; Hymenostomatida; Tetrahymenidae. Gene Ontology annotation, molecular function: calcium-activated cation channel activity. Gene Ontology annotation, cellular component: plasma membrane. The transcript is spliced from 9 exons.
AUGAACUUUAACAUUUCGAACAUUUAGUUGGCUUCACUUUAACUGUAGAAGCUACAAGAAUAAUAAAUUAAUAGUUCUAGAUUCAAUUCUACAUAAAAAUACAAUUCAAGCUCAAAAUAUAAUAGCAAUUCAAAGUAGGCUUAUAAUUAAGAGUAUAAUUCAGUAUCAAAAUAUAACUCUGCAUCAAAUUACAGCAGCUUAUUGAGCGAUGCCAAAUCACCUUGCCCAGCUAGAAUGCAUACUUUAGAAAAUGAAAACAAAUAAAUUAAUGGAAUUUAUAAAAGAAGAGCUUUUAUUAAUCAUUAAAAAGAGCUUAUUUUGAAAGACUUGAUUAGAAAGGACUACAACCCAUAUUAGAUUCCUCCUGAUUGGAAAGCAGCAGAAAAACAUGGAUAAGCAAGAAAAGUUGGAAUAGAUAGGAGACCUUCCCCAAAUGUCCCUUUAGAAUAUGAUAUUUGUCCAUGCUGUAAAUAUCAAAUAUAAAAAGAAAUGAUUAGCAUAUGGGAAGACCCUGCAAAAUUAUCAUUUUUAGGUUCAGGAUAUCCUCUAUUUUUUAAUUAUAUGGAAUACUGCAUUUAUAUCUUAGUAGUUAUCAUUAUUUCUUCUGGAGCUUUUAACAUUUUUACUAAUUUUUAUGGCCACAGCUGUGAUAAAGUAAGCGAAAAUAGAGCUUCAAACGACCAUACUUGUCAAGCAGAUUGGAUUUCUAUAUUUUCUCUUGCUAAUAAAAGCUAACAAACUGCAGAUAUUUAAGAGCUCCUAAACUUCUUUACAAUAUUCACUUUGAUGAUACUGCUUAUUUUCUUUAGAAAAAAUUAAAAAGAGAUUGAUCUAAAAUGUGAUGAAAAAGAACUCACACCAUCAGAUUUUACUAUUAUGAUUAAAGAUAUACCUCAAAAUGUGAGUAAGGAAGAGUUAAUAGAGUUCUUUGAAAGCAAUGUCGAAGGCUAAGAAAAAAUCGAAGUCAUGGAAAUCAGCUAUGUCUAUGAUACUAGAGACGUAGAUGUUUUAAAUGAGGAAAUCGAUAAUAUAGUAGAAGAAAAGAAAAAAGCAUUAUCAAAAUUAGAUCCAUAUUCCUAAGAAUUCAGAGAUACUGCUGAUAAGUUUGAUAUGGAGAUUAAAAUGCAGCACAAAGAAAUUUAAGAAAAAAUGAUGGAACUUUCAUAAGAUUAAACAAAGUUUAGUGGAUAUGCUUUUGUUUCAUUUUAAACAGAAUCUUAAAAAUCUUAGAUUUUAGAUACCGCAGAUAAAUCAUUCUGUGAUGAACUUUAUGAAUCUAUAUUUUCAUAAUCAUCCGAAUUCAAAAAUUUACCUUUUAAGGAUACAGUCAUAAAAGUUUCUGAAGCUCCAGAACCUCUAGAUAUAAUAUGGGAAAAUAUGAACAAAACAGAUAAUGAAAAGGCAAAUAUUAGAAUGUUUAGCUUCUUUGUUACAGUUACUUUGCUUAUUACUUGUGCUUAUGCAAUUUACCAACUUACUAUUUACUAAGAAAACUAAGCAAAUUAAUAAGACCAGUCUUAGACUAAGGAUUCCACAGAAUCAUCAGAAAUUGAGAAAUUUUUACAAGACCAGUAUCAAAGUUUAAUGAUAACUAUUGCAAUUAUGGUUAUCAACUCAGGUAUCAUUGGUUAUGUCUUUAGGUAUUUAGUUACAAUAGAGAGCUACAAUACACAUACUCUCUAUAAUAUUAAUCUUGCCUAGAAGUUAUCUCUUGCACUCUUUACAAAUAGUGCUUUGAUUACAUGCCUUAUUAGUGUUAUUUAUACAGAAAAUGUGUUUGGAAAAGGUGGAUUAAUUUAUACAAUAUUUUAUUACUUCACUAUUGAUACUUUAACUUCUGUAAUUUCUUGUUUCCUUGACUACUCAAUCAUAUGGAAUAAAUUUUUAAAGUGGUGGUAUAUUAACGUCUAGGGCAAAAAGUGUUUGAUGACCUAAAAAGAAGCAAACGAGCUUUGCUAGUUACCUGAUCAUGAGAUAGAAGGUUGUUAUGCUGAAAUUAUGAAUACAAUGUAUAUAACUAUUUUUUACUCACCUGCAGUUCCUUUGGGCUUAUUCUUUUCCCUUAUUGGAAUUUUCCUUUAUUUCUGGGUAUAAAAGUAUAUCUUACUCAGAAUGAAAUCGGUUGAGAAGUAAAUUAGUGUAAAGCUCUCUAUUGAAAUGACUGAAUAUCUUGAAUACGUUAUUUCAAUUUAUGCAGUAUCUAAUGCUUUAUUCAAGUGGUAAACAGUAGGAGGCUUCCCAACUUUACAAAUAGUUGGAGCUGUUAUUGGAUUUGUAUACUCAGUCUUGCCCAUCUAGUUGUUUGUUGAUAAAGUUUUUGACGCUGAUAACGAUGAUGAAGAGUGUCCUUAUUAUAAAGCUAAGCACUAGUUUGUUACAACUUACUCCAGAACUAAUCCCGUUACUGCAUAUAAUUAUAUUGACAAUGAUAACGAAGAAUUAUAAGAUUAAAACCUUUGA